This is a messenger RNA of Otolemur garnettii (small-eared galago), 3583 nucleotides long. RefSeq names its product calsyntenin 3 (gene CLSTN3). Gene Ontology annotation, molecular function: amyloid-beta binding; X11-like protein binding; calcium ion binding. The transcript is spliced from 18 exons. Gene Ontology annotation, cellular component: postsynaptic membrane; cell surface. Gene Ontology annotation, biological process: homophilic cell-cell adhesion; positive regulation of synapse assembly; positive regulation of synaptic transmission. Bases 21 to 2891 code for a protein of 956 amino acids. The record is from RefSeq and is a predicted model, not a curated record. Lineage: Eukaryota; Metazoa; Chordata; Mammalia; Primates; Galagidae.
UCCCUACCCCACUCUGCACCAUGGCGCUCCCGCUGCUGCCCCUCUUGCUGGCCUCCUUGCUCUCAUCUUGCUCCAGUAACAAAGCCAACAAGCAUAAGCCAUGGAUCGAGGCAGAAUACCAAGGCAUCGUCAUGGAGAAUGACAACACAGUCCUGCUGAACCCACCUCUCUUCGCCUUGGAUAAGGAUGCCCCCUUGCGCUAUGCAGGUGAGAUCUGCGGCUUCCGGCUCCAUGGGUCUGGGGUGCCCUUUGAGGCCGUAAUCCUGGACAAGGCAACAGGAGAAGGGCUGAUUCGGGCCAAGGAGCCUGUGGACUGCGAGGCCCAGAAGGAGCACACCUUCACCAUCCAGGCCUAUGACUGUGGCGAGGGCCCUGACGGGGCCAACACCAAGAAGUCCCACAAGGCUACUGUGCAUGUGCGAGUCAAUGAUGUGAAUGAGUUUGCCCCAGUGUUUGUGGAGCGGCUGUACCGUGCCGCAGUGACAGAGGGGAAGCUGUAUGACCGCAUCCUCCGUGUGGAAGCCAUCGAUGGUGACUGCUCCCCCCAGUAUAGUCAGAUCUGCUACUACGAGAUUCUCACACCCAACACUCCCUUCCUCAUUGACAAUGACGGGAACAUUGAGAACACAGAGAAGCUUCAGUAUAGCGGUGAAAGGCUCUACAAGUUCACAGUGACGGCUUAUGAUUGUGGGAAGAAGCGGGCAGCUGAUGAUGCUGAGGUGGAGAUCCAGGUGAAGCCCACCUGUAAACCCAGCUGGCAAGGCUGGAACAAAAGGAUUGAGUAUGCACCAGGUGCUGGGAGUUUGGCUUUGUUUCCUGGUAUCCGCCUGGAGACCUGUGAUGAGCCACUCUGGAACAUUCAGGCCACCAUAGAGCUGCAGACCAGCCAUGUAGCCAAGGGCUGUGACCGUGACAACUAUUCAGAGCGGGCACUGCGCAAACUCUGUGGUGCUGCCACUGGGGAAGUGGAUCUGUUGCCCAUGCCUGGCCCCAAUGCCAACUGGACAGCAGGGCUCUCGGUGCACUACAGCCAGGAUAGCAGCCUGAUCUACUGGUUCAAUGGCACCCAGGCUGUGCAGGUGCCCUUGGGUGGCCCAGGUGGGCUGGGCUCUGGGCCCCAAGGCAGCCUCAGUGACCACUUUACCCUGUCCUUCUGGAUGAAACAUGGUGUAACUCCUAACAAGGGAAAGAAGGAAGAGGAAACCAUUGUGUGUAACACGGUCCAGAAUGAGGAUGGCUUUUCUCACUACUCACUGACUGUCCAUGGCUGCAGGAUCGCCUUCCUCUACUGGCCCCUGCUUGAGAGCGCCCGUCCAGUCAAGUUCCUCUGGAAACUGGAGCAGGUGUGUGAUGAUGAGUGGCACCACUAUGCUCUGAACCUUGAGUUCCCCACUGUUACACUCUAUGCUGAUGGCAUCUCCUUUGACCCUGCCCUUAUCCAUGACAAUGGCCUCAUCCACCCACCCAGAAGGGAACCUGCUCUCAUGAUUGGAGCCUGCUGGACUGAGGAGAAGAACAAAGAGAAGGAAAAAGGAGACAACAGUACAGACACCACACAAGGAGAUCCUUUGCCGAUCCACCACUACUUCCAUGGCUACCUGGCUGGUUUCAGCGUGCGUUCAGGUCGCCUGGAGAGCCGUGAGGUCAUCGAGUGCCUCUAUGCAUGUCGGGAGGGGCUGGACUAUAGGGAUUUCGAGAGCCUGGGCAAAGGCAUGAAGGUCCACGUGAACCCCUCGCAGUCCCUGCUCACCCUGGAGGGGGAUGAUGUGGAGACCUUCAACCAUGCCCUGCAGCAUGUGGCUUACAUGAAUACUCUGCGCUUUGCCACACCUGGCGUCAGGCCCCUGCGCCUCACCACUGCUGUCAAGUGCUUCAGUGAAGAAUCUUGUGUCUCCAUCCCCGAAGUGGAGGGCUACGUGGUGGUCCUUCAGCCUGACGCUCCCCAGAUCCUGCUGAGUGGCACUGCUCAUUUUGCCCGUCCAGCUGUGGACUUUGAAGGACUUGAGGGGGUCCCUUUGUUCCCUGAUCUUCAAAUCACUUGCUCCAUUUCUCACCAGGUGGAGGCCAAAAAGGAUGAGAGUUGGCAGGGCACAGUGACAGACACACGCAUGUCGGAUGAGAUUGUGCAUAACCUGGACGGCUGUGAAAUUUCUCUGGUGGGGGAUGACCUAGACCCUGAGCGGGAAAGCCUGCUCUUGGACAUGGCAUCCUUGCAGCAGCGAGGGCUAGAGCUCACCAAUACAUCUGCGUACCUCACCAUUGCUGGGGUGGAGAGCAUCACUGCCUAUGAAGAGGUCCUGAGGCAGGCUCGGUAUCGGCUGAGACAUGGAGCUGCCCUCUAUGCCAGGAAAUUCCGGCUUUCCUGCUCAGAAAUGAAUGGUCGUUACUCUAGCAAUGAGUUCAUUGUGGAGGUCAACGUCCUGCACAGCAUGAACCGAGUUGCCCACCCCAGCCAUGUGCUCAGCUCCCAGCAGUUCCUGCACCGUGGUCACCAGCCUCCUCCUGAGAUGGCUGGACACAGCCUGGCCAGCUCCCACCGAAACUCCAUGGUCCCGAGUGCUGCGACCCUCAUCAUUGUGGUGUGUGUGGGUUUCCUGGUGCUCAUGGUCAUCCUGGGCCUUGUGCGCAUCCACUCCCUUCACCGCCGCGUCUCAGGGGUCGGCGGGCCCCAGGGGACCUCCAGUGACCCCAAGGACCCAGACCUCUUCUGGGAUGACUCAGCUCUUACCAUCAUUGUGAACCCCAUGGAGUCCUACCAGAAUCGGCAGGCCAGUGUGGUGAGGGCUGCCGGUGGGCAGCAGGAGGACGAGGACAGCAGUGACUCCGAGGCAGCUGACUCCCCCAGCAGUGAUGAGAGGCGCAUCAUCGAGACGCCCCCACACCGCUACUAAAGCCUACACCUCCCCCAUACAGAGGAAAAAGUCUGCCUUCGUGAGACAGAGACAUCCCAGAAAAGAGAGAAGGACAUUCUGAGAGAAGAAAGACCCAGAGGGAGAGAGCACUUCACAAGUCAUCCUUGUAUCUCAAAACCCCAGCAGGCCCCACUGGAGUCUGCCCCACAUCAUGCCAUCCAGCCACCGCCCUCACCUCUGGGCUGCCAUAGCCUUGCUGUUUUCCUGGUCACCACUGGGCUGGAAAGUGGGCUGGGCAACUCUGGCUGCCCUUUUUGCCCCCCCAUGGCAGCUGCCUACUUAGCACGCACCCUUAGGGGCAUCAGUAGCAAUGGCUAGGGUGGGGUGGGAUGGAGGGAAAACCUCUACUCUCCCCUUUCCCACUCUUUACCCCACCUUGGCUGGGCUCUCCCUGCUUCUCUUGUGAUUCCCCCACCUGUUUCCAUUUCACUCUGGGGAUCCCUGCUUCUCUACCUUUCCCAGUUUCCUUCUUUCCUGUCUUAUUUCACCUCCUGCCCUUGCAGUCCUGAGGUCCUACACCCCUACCCCUUCCCCCAGGACCUGGUAUGGCCAGGUUGUGGGAAUGGGAAGGGGUGUGGGUGCUCCAGGUGUAUUAUAUAUAAUGUAUAUUUUUUCAAUGUUGUCGUGAGCGCAGCCCCUGUGUUCCUGUGUGCAGCUCACGGCCUUGUGUG